AUGUCGAGGCGCAAGCAGGCGAAACCCCAGCACAUCAACUCGGAGGAGGACCAGGGCGAGCAGCAGCCGCAGCAGCCGACCCCGGAGUUUGCAGAUGCGGCCCCAGCGGCGCUGGCGGCGGGGGAGCCGGGUGCUCCAAUGAACCCCCUGGGGAAUGGCAGUGAAGCAAGCGGGGAUGAAGUGGCAGUAAAGAGGCUUCGUCAGGAGGAGACUCACAUCUGUGAGAAAUGCUGUGCAGAGUUCUUCAGCAUCUCUGAGUUCUUAGAACAUAAGAAAAAUUGCACUAAAAAUCCACCUGUCCUCAUCAUGAAUGACAGCGAGGGGCCAGUGCCUUCGGAAGACUUCUCUGGAGCUGUACUGAGCCACCGGCCACCCAGUCCGAGCAGUAAGGACAGUCACAGGGAGAAUGGUGGCAGCUCAGGGGACAUGAAGGAGAAGCCGGGUGUGGAGUCUGUCAUGUACUUAAAGACAGAGACCGCCCCACCACCCACAGCCCAGGACAUAAGCUAUUUACCCAAAAGCAAAGUGGCCAACACUAAUGUGACUCUUCAGGCACUACGGGGCACCAAGGUGGCGGUGAAUCAGCGGAGCAGUGAUGCGCUACCGGCCCCUGUGCCUGGUGCCAACAGUAUCCCGUGGGUCCUGGAGCAGAUCCUGUGUCUGCAGCAGCAGCAGCUACAACAGAUCCAGCUCACUGAACAGAUCCGCAUCCAGGUGAACAUGUGGGCCUCCCAUGCCCUCCAUUCUGGUGUGUCCAGCGUGGCAGGGGCCGAGACCCUGAAGACCUUAGGCAGCCACAUGUCCCAGCAGGUUUCUGCGGCUGUGGCUUUGCUCAGCCAGAAGGCUGGAAGCCAAGGUCUGUCUCUGGAUGCCUUGAAACAAGCCAAGCUACCUCACACUAGCAUCCCUUCCACUGCUAGCUCUUUGUCUCCAGGGCUGUCACCCUUUGCCCUGAAGCCAGAUGGGGGAAGGGUGCUGCCCCCGAACGUCAUGUCUCGCUUCCCGAGUGCUUUGCUCCCUCAGGCCCCAGGCUCCGUGCUCUUCCAGAGCCCUUUCUCCACUGUGGCGUUAGAUCCAUCCAAGAAAGGGAAAGGGAAGCCACCAAACGUCUCCGCGGUGGAUGUCAAACCCAAAGACGAGGCCAUCCUCUACAAGCACAAGUGUAAGUACUGUAGCAAGGUAUUCGGGACUGAUAGCUCCUUGCAGAUCCACCUCCGCUCCCACACUGGAGAGAGACCCUUCGUGUGCUCUGUCUGUGGUCAUCGCUUCACCACCAAGGGCAACCUCAAGGUGCACUUUCACCGACAUCCCCAGGUGAAGGCAAACCCCCAGAUGUUUGCUGAGUUCCAGGACAAAAUGGCCGCAGGCAAUGGCAUCCCCUAUUCACUCUCGGUACCUGUCCCUGUAGAUGAAUCGAGUGUCUCUUUAGACAGCAAACCUGUCCUUGUAACAGGGACCCCCUCCAUAGGGCUACCUCAGAAUCUCUCUUCAGGGACUAACCCCAAGGACCUCAUGGGUGGUCCGUUGCCCAGUGACCUGCAGCCUGGGCCUUCUCUGGAAAGUGAGGGUGGACUCACACUACCUGGGGUGGGGCCAAACCAUAAUUCCCCAAGGGUUAGUGGCUUCCAUGGGAGAGGGACCCCCGAGCCAGGGUCAGAGACCCUGAAAUUGCAGCAGCUGGUGGAGAACAUUGACAAAGCCACCACCGACCCCAACGAAUGUGUUGUUUGCCACCGAGUCUUAAGCUGCCAAAGCUCCCUCAAAAUGCAUUACCGCACCCACACAGGGGAGAGACCGUUCCCGUGUAAGAUCUGUGGCCGUGCUUUUUCUACCAAAGGGAACCUGAAGACGCACCUCGGGGUUCACCGAACCAACACGUCCAUAAAGACGCAGCAUUCGUGUCCCAUCUGCCAGAAGAAGUUUACCAAUGCAGUCAUGCUGCAGCAGCAUAUCCGGAUGCACAUGGGUGGUCAGAUCCCCAACACGCCCCUGCCGGAGAAUCCCUGUGACUUUACGGGCCCUGAGCCAAUGACGGUCGGUGAGAAUGGCAGUAGAGGUGCCAUCUGCCAUGAGGAUGUUGUGGAAAGCAUCGAUGUUGACGAGAUCAGCUCCCAGGAUGCCCCCAGUAGCUCCUCAAAGGUCCCUGCACCUCCUCCCAGGAUCCUCUCAGCAUCGCCCACUCUAGGGUUCCCCAUGAUGACUUCCCUAGAUGUCCCAGGAAAAAUGGGUCUUGCUACUUCUGGUCUGCAGCAGCAGAGCAGCCGAGAAAAUGGUUCAGUGGAGAGCGACGGCCUGACCAACGACUCAUCCUCACUGAUGGGAGACCAGGAGUAUCAGAGCCGAAGUCCAGAUGCCGUGGAAACCACGUCCUUCCAGGCACUCUCCCCGGCCAAUAGCCAAGCAGAAAGCAUCAAGUCAAAGUCUCCCGAAGCCAGGGGCAAAGCAGAGAGCUCCGAGAACAGCCGCACUGAGAUGGAAGGUCGGAGCAGUCUCCCAUCUACAUUUAUCCGAGCCCAGCCAACGUAUGUCAAAGUUGAAGUUCCUGGUACAUUCCUUGGACCCUCGGCCAUGUCCCCUGGCAUGACACCUUUGUUAGCAGCCCAGCCUCGCAGACAGGCCAAGCAGCACGGCUGCACGCGGUGUGGGAAGAACUUCUCGUCUGCUAGUGCCCUUCAGAUUCACGAGCGGACUCACACCGGAGAGAAGCCUUUUGUGUGCAAUAUAUGUGGGCGAGCUUUUACCACCAAGGGCAACUUGAAGGUUCACUAUAUGACGCACGGGGCGAAUAACAACUCAGCUCGCCGUGGGAGGAAGCUGGCCAUCGAGAACACCAUGGCACUGUUAGGUACGGACGGCAAGAGAGUCUCAGAAAUGUUUCCCAAGGAAAUCCUGGCCCCUUCGGUGAACAUGGACCCUGUUGUGUGGAACCAGUACACCAGCAUGCUCAAUGGCGGUCUGGCCAUGAAGACAAAUGAAAUUUCUGUGAUCCAGAGCGGUGGUAUCCCACCCCUCCCGGUUUCCCUGGGCGCCAGCUCUGUUGUGAGUAAUGCCACUGUCUCCAAGAUGGAUGGCUCCCAGUCAGGUCUCAGUGCUGAUGGGGAGAAACCAGGUGCUACUGACAGUGUCCCCAAACACCAGUUCCCCCACUUCCUGGAAGAAAACAAGAUUGCGGUCAGCUAA
Molecule: messenger RNA, 3180 nt
Organism: Cynocephalus volans (Philippine flying lemur)
Lineage: Eukaryota; Metazoa; Chordata; Mammalia; Dermoptera; Cynocephalidae
Gene: SALL4
Product: spalt like transcription factor 4
Exons: 4
Coding region: 1-3180 (1059 amino acids)
Biological process (GO): regulation of transcription by RNA polymerase II
Cellular component (GO): nucleus
Molecular function (GO): RNA polymerase II cis-regulatory region sequence-specific DNA binding; DNA-binding transcription factor activity, RNA polymerase II-specific
Source: RefSeq, a predicted model, not a curated record